Chironomus riparius is the source of this 1470-nucleotide messenger RNA. The record is from the annotation of a GenBank genome assembly. Lineage: Eukaryota; Metazoa; Arthropoda; Insecta; Diptera; Chironomidae.
CAAACCAUAGAGUAGUAAAUAAAAAACAAUGUCCAUAAAAAUGUUGAAACUGUUUAUAAUUUUAAUGACCUUAAGCACCGUAAACUGUCAAUCUGGAUUAAUGACUGGUCGUCAAGAUAGUGUGAUUAAUUUAAUAUCACUAGCCGGGUACGAAAAUGAGCUGCAUAAAGUGGAGACUGAGGAUGGAUAUUUACUGAAAUUGCAUCGAAUCUUCCCAAAACAGAAUCGACCUAGAAGAGGUCCAGUUUUAUUAAUUCAUGGAUUCUUGGGUACAUCUGCAGACUUUGUAAUUACCGGACCAAACAUUGCACUAGCUUAUCAACUAGCAAAUCAGGGUUAUCAUGUGUUUCUUGGAAAUGUCCGUGGAAGUAAAUUCUCAAUGAAGCACAAAAUCCUCGAUCCACUUUCGCGUGAAUUUUGGCGCUUUAGCUUCGAUGAAAUUGGACAACAGGACUUACCAGCCUUCAUCAAUUACAUUCUCUUUUUGACAGAGAAGCCAGCUGUAUUUUACGUAGGACAUAAUCAAGGAGCAACAGCACUCUUGACUUUGCUAUCAAUGCGACCGAGUUAUAAUAAAAAAAUUAUUCAAGCUCAUUUUCUUGCUCCAAUUGCUUUUAUGGAUUAUCCACAUCCGAUUCUAUCGUUUGGUGCCAAUGAGUACAUUGAGUCGAGUAAAAUCUUACGGAACUACAAUUUUUUCUCGAUGAUUGAUUUUACUAAGCUUGUUGUUGAUAAUUAUUGUGCAAGUACAAUUCCAGGUGGAUUGAAGUAUUGCAUUAAAUUGUGGGAAUUUCUGUUCGGAAGGAACCGAGAGGAAACAGAAAUUGAUCCAAAAGUUCUCCUUGAUGUUCCCAAUUUUGUGUCACCGACUGCGAGUGUUCGACAAUUUUUACAUUUUCUGCAGAUUUAUCAGUCGGGGAAGUUUCAAAGUUAUCAGGGACGGAAUAAAGCUAGGGAAUAUGUGCUUACAAAUGUUCAAGUUCCUGUUUAUAUUUAUCAUGCACAAGAGGAUUUAAUGGUUUCUCGAUUGGACGUAGAACGAUUGAGAAACGUUUUGGCACCAGUGGUAAAAUUCUACAGACUUAUUCCAAACUUCAAUCAUUAUGAUCUGUUGUUAAGUAGAAAUGGAAAGGAAGUGUUGUACAAUGAAAUUAGCAGAGCAAUGACUAAUGAUGGACUUGAUUUUGUUGGAUAUGUGUCAAAUCUUUUUGGUGGAUAAGAAGGAAUUUCAUUUAAGUUUCUAGAAUUGGGAUCAAGGCGUGGAAACUAUCCCAAAUAUCAUAUUUAUCCCACAUAUCCAAAAAAUAUUCAAAAAAUUCCUGAGCAUGUAUGCACGAUAAUAAAGAUAUCCCAACGUAUCCUACGUGUAAUUUCAGGAUAUAAUGGGAUAUCUCAAUUCUAAUGCAUACAGGCUCAGGGAUUAUUUUGAAUAUUUUUGGGAUAUAUGGGAUAAAUGGGAUAGGUUCCACG